Eimeria tenella is the source of this 3366-nucleotide messenger RNA. Its product is annotated as DEAD/DEAH box helicase, putative. Gene Ontology annotation, biological process: mitochondrial large ribosomal subunit assembly. Gene Ontology annotation, molecular function: nucleic acid binding; ATP binding. The transcript is spliced from 4 exons. Gene Ontology annotation, cellular component: mitochondrion. Bases 1 to 3366 code for a protein of 1121 amino acids. The record is from RefSeq and is a predicted model, not a curated record. NCBI's taxonomy places the organism in Eukaryota, Apicomplexa, Conoidasida, Eucoccidiorida, Eimeriidae.
AUGCAGUUUCAGGUUCUGCUGCUGAUGUAUUUGGGGCUCUCCAAGUCUUGUUCUUGCUUCUCACUGAACGCAUUGCAACGCCUUAGGAAGCCCUUGUCGGACUGGAAACCCGUGACGUUCUCGUCUGCUUGGAUAGCACUGACCACUGACAACACGUGUGGCGUGCAUACGCUCUGGCGUACUUCUAAACGGGUAUCGCUGAAGCAAUCUGGACGACCAAGGCGCGGACGCCCGCGGGCAUCAGCACUUCCCGGCUCCACGGAUCUUCGUUCGCACGCGAUUGCCCUCACUAUUCCAGGAGAGGGCCAGCGACAUCAUACUUCAGUGGUUGCUGCUGCUGAUUUUGCCAAGGACUUGUUGCCAGAACCAGCAGACACAGUACCGGGCAACAUUUCCGCUGGUGCUGCAGGAUCUGUUGGAUCUGACAGUCUCGAGCCUGUAGAGAUCGAUGCAACACUAGAGGGAAUUAGCCGGGACGGGUUGUUACAGCUUCUUAGGGAGCUACAACAGCAUUCGCCUGAGCUGUUUCGCCAACUCAGCGGUGCGACAAAUGUGGAGGAGCUGCCAACGGAGCGGCUACGGAAGCUCGUACAAAAGUUGCUCGAUAUCGCAGAAGCAGCAGACGCAGGAGAAAAUGCUAAUGAGGAGGCGCCCUCCACUAGCCUCCGUCAGGAUGGGACGCAGCGGCACAAAACUCAUAGUGCGACGCACGCGGACUCUCAGGAAAUCCAGGAACAGCAGCCACAGCCACAACAGGAAGAGAAACAGCAGCAGCGGGAGAAACUGCAGCACAAGGAGACUCAGGAACAUGACGUAGCAAGUGUCCCGCUAGCUCCGGGGCAGGCGAUUGCGCAGGCUGCCGAGAAUGCUGUUGCUGCUGCUUCCAGCGCUGCUGUGGAGGCUCAGCAGCUAGUAGACAUAGGAAAAUCAAAGACGCAUGAAGGCAAGUUGUUUCCUGAGCUGCAGGAGCAUCUGCAACAGCUUUCAGAUGCAGAUGUGUGGGAUCUCUUGAUAACAAUGGGUCCAAUUCUUGAGGCACUGUUACCUCAAGGGGGUCAUACACAGCAACAGGAAGAGCACGGAACUCCACUCCGGCAGCAGAACGAUGAAAAAGAGGGAAUUGUGGAGUCCUUAGAACAGCUGCUAGACGUUACCAAGGAGGAACGGCAAUCAUUGGCUGCAGAGGCAGCGAUAAUGAGGAAAUUCGUGGAGGAGAAGGCGGGAAAUAUGUCUCAAGAGGGUAGGAGAGAGCUGUUGUUGACGCUUCUAGCAGUGGCAGAAGCCGAGGUGUAUUGCCCAGUGCAAUCGGAAGUACGUCAUUUAUUAGGCCUCCAUUGCCCACAUGAAGUCGCUGCUCCUGAUGCUGCAGCAUCAGCGGCUGUAUCUGAAAACACAGCGACACAAGAACAAAACGCUCGUUUUGGUGGGCUAUCAGUGGUUGCAGCUUGGCGCCGGCUGUUGCAGCUGCCUGAAAAUGCCCUAGAGGGUGAGAGCCCUCUGUCUGCAGCGGAAGUAUCUGCGCUCAGUGAUAGAGAAAUCGAGCUUCGUUAUGCUCGCGUCAUAAAGCAAGCCAGAAAGGAUAAUAUCAGGGCGUCUCUUGAACGCUGCCAGUUUACAGAGACCCCUGAGUUCUCCCAGACAGUGGUUCGGGACGAGCCGCCUGCAGAAGUUGCUGUAAAGACCAGCUACCUCCAAAGCGCUGAUCGAGGAAAGUCUGUAACCGGCGCAGGAACAUCGAAAACGCAAAGGACACCACAACUUAAAUGUGUGCAAGAGCAACCCUCUGACCCGAAGCCAGAAGUAACACCUCCGGACUACUCAGCCACCGCUGACACAAAGAUGUCUCCACUCAGGAUGCAAGAAAAUCUCUCAGCUGGAGCUGCUCGAUUCGCUGCACUGGGACUGAAUGCCUCGGUCAGUUCUGCAGCUGCAGCUGUUUUGGGGGGAGCUACCUCCAGGCCGACGCAGACUCAGCGGAUGGCAAUCCCUAAUAUCCUGAAGUCGUUCGAAGAGGCGGAGAGAAAGUCACAGGUCUUGGCCCCAGAAAAAUCUAGCGUUGACUGCUUGGUGGCUUUGCGCGCACACACUGGUAGCGGUAAGACACUUUGUUACUUACUGCCGCUUAUGCAGGUAUUACAGGAACAAGAAAUGGCAUGGGCUGCAGCCCAGAAACGCCGUCUGCGGGAUAAUAUGAAAUGCACAGACCUGAUGGACUGUAGGGCCCUCGCGGAGUCCCUUGGGGAGCAUGUGGAACCCCGUAAAAUAUCCCACGGUGCGCGGGGCCCCCGCGCACUAAUUGUGUGCCAUUCGAGGCCUUUGACAUCCCAGGUAGCUUCUGCCGCAGCCGCGCUUGCGAAGCACACCAGACUAUCUGUUGGCAGCACCAUUGGGGGCGUCGGAUUUGGGAGGCAGCUUCGGCUGUUGAGGCAGCGUCCUGUGGAUAUCCUGAUUGGGACUCCAGAGCGCUUGUUGAGCUUGACACGCAUCGAUUUCGGGGAACUCAAAGGACCAUUGGUGGGAGUGACUAGGAAUAGUACACAAACACCAGCUGGCGGCCUUCCAAGCCUAGAAGAUGUGCAGUUCUGCAUCUUAGACGAGGCAGACGCUUCGUGGCUUGGCGGUUUUAGAGACGAGAUCCAGAGGCUACUUCUUCGCUCACACUUUUUAAACGCAGAGACAAUGCAAGACCGGGGGCAGGAGAGGAUGCGGGGUCGGCAGAAAGUCUUGCUGACGUGCACAGCUACUCCUAAUAGUGGCGUAGAGGCAGACAUUUGUGAACUUCUUCAAAUACCUCCCACAAGAGUCGUUUCUGUGUCAGGGGGCCCGCAUUUCCCCCCGAUGUCCCAGUUACGGCAUGAGAUGAUUCAAGUUCUUGGGGCAGAUCGUUUUUUGUUGCUUCUUGAGCAGCUCAAGGCCCAUCCAGAGCUUCGUGCCAAGAAAGUGUUGGUCUUCUGCAACACUGUCGACAGUUGCCGCGCCUGCUACCACCAUCUGAAAUCCGCUGGCCUUCCUGCAGAGGGCUACGAUGGCUCUUUGUCUGCAAGCGCUCGUGAAAAAAGCCUCAUCUCAUUCCAAGAAGGAAGCGGCCAGCGAAUUUUGGUGGCGACCGAUAGUGUAGCGCGUGGGCUACAUAUUAAUGGAGUGGAGGCUGUCAUUAAUGUGGACUUUCCGCCAACGGUAGUUGAGUACCUUCACAGGGCAGGACGCACCGGCAGAUUGGGCUCUAAAGGGUUUGUUCUUUCUCUCGUGUCUAAGAAGGACGCCGUCGUUGCAGCAAACGUCAGGGCAUCUUUGUCUGCGGGAGCUUCUAUGGAGGAACUCAAUGCACAAGCUUCGUUGGAGGUUUAUGGUGAUGCAGCUCUUUAG